CUGUCACACCCAUUGUGAGAUUUUCUUUGCUGUUAACGGCAGCUAACGUUAGCGUGCACAUGCAGCGGUAGAAACAUCUGCUGUUAAAUUACAUUAACUUUUCAGUACAGAGCAAAAUGUCUCAAACGGUUGUCACUACCAGAACAACAACGACCACAACGACCUCGUCGAGCGGUGGAAGCUUCCUGAACACCGGCUACGUGAGGACUUACUCCGGGCUGCUAAAAGUCGCUCAAGUGAUAGCCCUCCUCAUUGCCUUCCUGUGUGUGCGCUGUUCCCAAGUAUGGACAGACUUCUCAGCCUUUCGGUACUUUGAGGUUGUCACACUGUGGUUCUUCUGCGCCUUACUCAUCUUCCUCAUCAUGUACAUCCUCAGACUGCAGACCAAGAUGCCAUGCAUUAACUGGACAUUGACGGAGUUUCUGCACUACGCUGUGGGCACCAUCCUGGUCUUCAUCGCCUCCAUAGUAGCCGCUGUGAAAAGUUCCGGUAUCUCCGCCCUUGUAGCCGGAUCUGUUUUUGGCUUUAUAGCAACUUUUCUUAUGGCGCUCAGCCUCUGGACAUCGUACAAGGUCACAUGUGGUUCACAGCCAACCAGUGCAGCUGUGUAAUGGAACCUGACUCAACUUAAGGUCAUGAGAGGGAAUGUUUCAGUAGCUGUCAAGUGCCUCAGAAGUGUUGAUAUUUUCACCAUCUCCUGAAUGCUGCAUUACACAUAAUUUGUCAAAUUCAGCCAACAAUCUAAUUUAGCUUUUUUCUCCUUACACCAAAUGUAGUUGAUCAGCCAAGACAUGUUUGGUGUCUGAAGUUUACUUCUUUGGUUUAUUGGAGCUUAGCAUGCUUACAACAGAGUAAGCUCUUGGACUCCCGCUUACAUAUGGCUGUGGCAUCACUAGGGAUUGAAGUCCCUAUAUCCUGACAGUGGGGCCAAUGCUUAGGCCUCGUCCACACACAACAAGAUAUUUUGUGUUUUUUUUACAUAUGUUCAGAAAUCUGUUCACACAGAGAAUGCAAAAUUAUCGCAUAGCAUGCUUGCUUAGCAGUAGGUGAUAAUACAGCUGAAGCAGAGAUUUUCUAACAAAUUGACACUGGUAUUACAAACACUGCAGGCUUUGACUUGCAGACCUCUAACUUGAUAAUUCACAUAGAUUCAAAAUACAAUUUCUGCCAGAAAAGAAAAGCUUAAAAGCAGAAAAAUAGCCUGCCACUCACUGUCAUGUGGUUGUUUAUGUUGCCAUAUGACUCCAUCUCUGAAACGUCCACUCCUGUUCAGGCAGAAAACAAGAAGAGUUUUUCUAGCUUUUCACCACAUUUGAAUUACAAUUAAGAUAUACGACUUGAUCUUUAUUCCAAAUCUGACUUUGGUUAUAUAUCUCAUAUAUCUUUAGAAUCAAUGAGGUGUUUUAGUAUGCAUGCUUGAGUUUUCACCCCGUUUACAAGAACUGAGCAGAGUAAGUUUAGACUACACUGAGGUUUACUGAAUAAGCUUAAGCUAAAUUAUAAACGUUACACCGAACUGCUAAGCACUGAGUUCUGAAUUCUGCAUGCUCAGUAAAUGAAAACAUUAGUAGACAUGCACAAGUUAGCGGCAUGAUUUCAGUAGUUUCAAAAAGCGUGAACACUGAAAAUAGACUUUUGAAAAGUCUCUACACUACAGAGUGUUUUCAGAACAUUUUCAGAGACUGAAUUCAGUUUUUGUCUUUACGGUAGGACAAAACACAUAGAAAUACUACGUAAUUUCCAGGUACGUGUGGAUAGUUGAGCCAGGGAGCUCCCUAAGCUAAUUAAAUGACUAAGUCUUCACACUCUUGUCACAAAAGUGAUCAGUACAUAAACAAAAAGCCCGCUACUGUUUUUUAGCCAUGCUAACGUACUUUAGUGUGUGUUUAUAGAUCACAAUGUGUCAUAUAGUGUAAGAAACCACAUAAUUAAGUUUACUAGAGAUACUAAACAACUCCAUAUGCUUUGAAGCAUGCAGUUAGCACCAGGCUAAUUGUUGGAAUCUAAGCUUCCAGUACUUGUUAGCUACUUUAGCCUCGCAACUCCAACGCUAGAAAUAAAGAAGUAAACUUCAGACACGUCUGAUUAGCUACAUUUAGGGUAAGGACUGAAACAGUGGCUGAACAUUUUCUUUUUAUGAGCAACAUUUCUACUGCAAAACAAAAAAUUCCAGAACCGAUGCUUCGCACGUUCUCCGAAAUUGGAAAUGUUCCACGCUGCAGCUUUAGUGUGAGGUUUACGGAAGAGUGAUGAUGACGAUGGUGCUCUAGCUUUGGUGUGCAGAUUGUUUUUAUGAAAAAGCACAGGGGCCAUUUGUAUACAUUUAUAUAAAGACUGUUUACAUUUAUUUAUUGAAGAUAAUUUGAGCUGCUGUUGCUUAAAUUCCCAGCUUGCAUGCUUAAACGCAAGCCUAAAGUCAGCUGCGUUAGGAACGAUUCAGUGUUGUUAUUUUUCUACAAGUCUGUAUUUUGUAUUUAACUUCCUGUGUGAAGUGUAUUGAUAGGCUCUCUCUCUCACACUCUCUUUCCUGCUCUCACUUGCUCUUUAAAAAAAUUAUAUAUAUAUAUAUAUAUAUAUAUAAUUUAUAUUAUAUAUAUAUAUAAUUUUACGUUCUGGUGUUAUGCUUGAUUAUUGACUGUUAUUACAUAUUAGAGAGUGAAAGUAUAAAAUAGACAAAAGUCAAA
Molecule: messenger RNA, 2684 nt
Organism: Pygocentrus nattereri (red-bellied piranha)
Lineage: Eukaryota; Metazoa; Chordata; Actinopteri; Characiformes; Serrasalmidae
Gene: cmtm7
Product: CKLF-like MARVEL transmembrane domain containing 7
Exons: 5
Coding region: 117-611 (164 amino acids)
Cellular component (GO): membrane
Source: RefSeq, a predicted model, not a curated record